CCAUGCCUCCUUUCUCUCUUGCUCGUCAACAUUUGUCUCGUAAUUGUGCUUUAGGCAUCACAGACGAUAUAAAACAUGGCUACCAAUUUUCGCACCGAAUGUUAAAGUCCUCAAAAUGUUUGAAUAUAUAGGCCAUUGUCAUAAUUUGUGACACCUAAAUGGAAAUUUUAUUAUGGUGUUUUUUAUUCAGAUAAUGGAUUUUAAUUUGAUUGCUACUUCUGCACCGUUUCCUUGCAGCAAGGAAAAUGAAACAAGUGAAGUCAUUGUCAGUGGGUCUAAUCGGACAGGUCGAGGGGUCGCAGAGACUGCCCACCAUCAGGUCACUCAUGUUAUCUGACUAUGGACUAGAAGAACUUCCUACUGAUGUUCUUAAGCACAUGAAAACCCUCAAAGUCCUUGACCUUUCAUGCAACAACCUGACAACCUUUCCAGAUGUGACCUUGAAGACCCUGGAGACCUUGGAUAUCUCAGAAAACAACAUUAAGUCUGUGGACUUUGUCAGAAAUCUCCCAAGUCUCAGGCAUCUAAUGUUGGAAGGAAACCCAAACAUUCAGGACAACCACAUGAUUGAAGCAGUCCUUAAAUGCCCCAGCCUAAUGAAGAUUGAUAAACACAAUGUCGACUACAUUCACAGACAGAUCCAAAACUUCAGGGAGAAAUGGCUGCCUCAGGUGCAAGCGAAGUUUGAGGUGCUUUUUGAGGACAGAUUUACUGAGGAGAUGUCUGAGGACCAGUUUCUGCAGGCAGUGACAGAAUUCCAGGAUGUCAUCCGAGCAGACUCACUGUUCUCAAGUGCCAACUCAGAGGCUGAGAAAAUUGUUAUUGAUAAGCUUGCGAAGGAGAUAGCUGAAGAUGCUAGGUCAGGAGAACUCUUCUCCACCCAUCAACAGGCCCCAGGAACACCAAGAAGUGUCCGAUUAUCCAGAAAACUCAGCUGCAACACACCCAAAACUCCAAGUUCAACAUCUACCACACCAAAAAGGAACAGAAGGAGUAUGACCUCAGUACUGGACUCCCCCACCCUGAAGAUGCCUGAAUCUCCGAUAUCCCCCAUCAGUACCCCAAACAAACGGAAGAGGCGACGAGACAGUGAUGAGGAAUCUGGUGUACAGAAAUCAAAACGAGACAGGAAGUACUCCCCACUGACAUGGAUGACCAGGAAGAACCCAGUUGUUGAGCACAACAUGAUGUCUUUGCCUGCUUUACCUGACUAUGACCCUGUUCACUUCCUGCGAUGUCACUCCGAGGGAAAUGACCCGUCUGAUGAGGUGACAAAAGUCUGGAAGUGUGCUUUUGAACCCAGCAUUGAAGAUCCUGAGAAGACAACCAACCUGUUGGCCAGUUGUGGGGGACAGACCGUGUGUCUGACGGACUGUAACACAGGAAAGGUGAUGAAACGCUAUAAAGAUGACAACAAACACGAGUGCUUCUACACUCUGGCGUGGACCACAGUUCGUCUGGAGAACAACAAACAAGAGAAGACAAAUCUACUAGCAGUAGCAGGUCAGAGUGCAGACAUCAAGUUGAUCCACCCCUCCCAGUUUAUGAUGUAUGCCACACUUGAAGGUCACAGAAAAUAUAUCAGCUGUUUAACCUUUCACCCCAAACAGCCAACAAUUCUUUUUAGUGGAAGUAAUGACAGGAAGAUUAUUGUUUGGGACAUAGGAAUUCCUGAUAUGAGGGACUACACUGUGCUGUUCAAGAAAUUACAUGUACUCCAGGCCCCAGACACUGAUGCUCUGAACCUGGUACUGAGCAUGCCCAGUCAGACCCUGCUGGCAGGAUGUGAAGACUCCUGUUUUGGAUGGAAGGCAGACAAUGUGGACAAAUUAUCUAGGACCCCUGAUUACCAGUUUUACCUACCCACAGUGUCCAGUGAUACUGAGAGUAACGUCACUACACAGAGGGAGACAGUGGAUGGGCUUGCAGCUCUACAGAAUGGAUAUGUUGUGACAAAAUGUGUGGGAGAUGACAUCAUCAGUGUAUGGAAUGUCAAAGAUCAACUACCCUCCAAGGUCACGUCUAUCUCAGAUAAAAGCAAGGUCAAGACCAGCACAAAAUCCAUAGGGGUCAAACCAACCGCUCUACUCCACUAUACAAGACAGACUGUUGACUACAUCAACAUCGGGGCAACCAAAGAAAUGAUGGUGGUAGGAGAUGAUGAUGGUAAACUGAGACUGUACAAUGUGGGAAAGGUGACCAGCAGGAAGUCAAAGCCAUGUGAUGACAUCCUGCAGCCCUCAAGGGUUUUAGAGUGGCCUGAGAUUUCUGAUGGACCUAUGAAGCCAUUCUGUCAGAAAGAGACUGUUGUUGUGAACAGUGCCUGUGCCAGCUAUGAUAAGGAGUAUAUUGCAUGUGGGACAGACAACAAUCUGGUGUGUGUUUGGAGGAGACAGAGGGGGAGCUGUGGGGAGGAGGACAUGAACUGUGAUUGAAGGAGGGGACAAAUAGCUACAGCUGAAGGGGGUACACAGAAUGGGAGAGGACAUGAACUGUGAUUAAAGGGGAGCAAACAGCUUCAGCUACUGGAACAUAAAGACAGAAUGGGGAGUAGUGAUGUGUUGAGUUACUGUUAGGUGUAUUCAUCUACUUGGUAGAACAUGAAUUCCUUCACUUUGGGACUGAGAUUUCAGGGGUUCGAUAUAAUAUGAUUGAGGUCUUUGACUUUACUAAUGGAAACAUGCAUUUAUAAAAUUUGGCUUGGAGUCAUUUUUUGAUAGACUGUGACAUACAUGUGGGUUUUUUUUUAUCAUGUAUCAUGAAGGAUAAAAUCUUUUGAUAAAGGGAUAUAUCUUUGUACAGUUAUGAAUGAUACUUAAAUUCUUCAAACAGUUAUAUGAAUUAUGCAGGACAUUUGUCAUUCUUGUGAUUUAUCAUGAUAUUGGAGUGUUUUGAAUUAUGAAUAUAGAAUGUUUCAUAAGGGCUAUUCCAGGAAAAAAUGUAUGGGAGGGUUGGACGGCACUUCAUAUAUUUUUGUAUGGGUAGUGGGUCUGGAGCAAUUAAAUUUGUAAGGGUGGUUGUCCUCACUCGAUAUAUUUUUAGAUGGGUGGUUGUAUUUACCCUCACAAAUAAUCAAGUGCAAAGUACUUCUUUCCUCUCAUUUUGUAUAAAUCAGUGAAUACUGAUAUUU
Messenger RNA from Saccostrea echinata, 3130 nucleotides. RefSeq names its product leucine-rich repeat and WD repeat-containing protein 1-like. The coding region runs from base 246 to 2435 and encodes 729 amino acids. Gene Ontology annotation, biological process: establishment of protein localization to chromatin; chromatin organization. NCBI's taxonomy places the organism in Eukaryota, Metazoa, Mollusca, Bivalvia, Ostreida, Ostreidae. The record is from RefSeq and is a predicted model, not a curated record. Gene Ontology annotation, molecular function: protein binding; chromatin binding. The transcript has 18 exons. Gene Ontology annotation, cellular component: nuclear origin of replication recognition complex.